Parasteatoda tepidariorum (common house spider) is the source of this 1022-nucleotide messenger RNA. It is a transcript of the gene EMC7, whose product is annotated as ER membrane protein complex subunit 7. Gene Ontology annotation, molecular function: carbohydrate binding. The record is from RefSeq and is a predicted model, not a curated record. Gene Ontology annotation, cellular component: EMC complex. Lineage: Eukaryota; Metazoa; Arthropoda; Arachnida; Araneae; Theridiidae.
AGCGAAAUUAAAAUGUGACAGUAACAAAAGUGAGCAGCCAGAAACGCUAAAAAUUGAUUACAACUUGCAAAUAUACAUACGCCAUAAAAUUCCUAUUUAUAUAGAAAAAUUUAGAAAUAAAAUUUAUGUCAUGUAGAUUACAUGUCUAAUUAGUAGAAAAAGGAGUUAAAGUACAUAUCUGAUUUUUCCUGAAUUCUGCAUUGAACUAAAGUUUUCCUGUAUUCAUUUAUUUUCACACCUUAAUUAUGUCUCAUUCCAAAAAUUUAAUCUUUUGCUUUGUUAUAUAUGUAGUAUUAAUUAUGAAAUCUGAAGCAGAUUCCUUUGAUAAAUAUGUAAUAGAUGGAAGUGUUAUUGCGCCUGAUGUUAUUUCCCCUGAAUGGCUAUUAUCAACUAAAGUGUUAGUCAACGGUGGAGAAAGGCUUGGUUUCUUAAGAAAUGAUGGUAGUUUUCAUAUUAGUAACAUGGAACCAGGCUCAUAUGUAGUUGAAGUAAUUAAUCCAAAUCAUAUUUAUGAUCCAGUGAGAGUAGACAUCAAUUCAAAAGGAAAGUUUCGUGCUAGGAGGCUCAACUAUGUGCAAACUAAUUUGGUGCAACAAGUUUCUUACCCAUUAAAAUUCAAGGUUAAAGCUCCUUAUAAAUAUUUUCAAGUCAGAGAAGCUUGGAGAAUAACGGAUUUCUUAAUGAACCCUAUGGUGUUGAUGAUGGUUCUCCCAUUAAUCCUCAUUAUGAUUUUACCCAAAAUGAUGAAUGCUGCUGAUCCUGAAACGCAAAGAGAAAUGCAACAGAUGCAAAUGCCAAAAUAUGAUGUUCCAGAAUUAUCUGAGAUGAUGACAUCCUUAUUUACAGGUGGAAAGCGACCUCCUGCCCGUAACAAAGUUGUGAAAAAAAGGCAGUAAUUUUUUGGGGUGUUUGUAAAUUUGUAUAAUAUUUAUUCUUGUUUAUAACUGACACAUAACUCUUUAGUCCAACGUCUUGCUUUUUUUUCAGUUGUAGAAAACACAAAUAAAUAUAUUUAUUGCCUA